AUGCUGCUGACGUUUCUAGAGAAGCUACCACUAAGCCAGGGCGGUAAGGUGUUUGUUGGUACAUCCAUCUGCUUAGCCAUUUGCGCCUACCCUGUCCUACGAAAACAGCAAAAGGCCGGCCACGAUCUUUUCUCAUCUGAGCGACCGCAAGAUAUUGUAGACCAGGAGGUCAACGCGCGGCGCGAGAAGCUUAAUAUUGAGUAA
This is a messenger RNA of Plasmopara halstedii, 204 nucleotides long. RefSeq lists its product as uncharacterized. Bases 1 to 204 code for a protein of 67 amino acids. The record is from RefSeq and is a predicted model, not a curated record. The transcript has 2 exons. Lineage: Eukaryota; Oomycota; Peronosporomycetes; Peronosporales; Peronosporaceae.